Messenger RNA from Caenorhabditis elegans, 769 nucleotides. RefSeq names its product Ubiquitin carboxyl-terminal hydrolase (gene ubh-2). Lineage: Eukaryota; Metazoa; Nematoda; Chromadorea; Rhabditida; Rhabditidae. The record is from RefSeq and is marked reviewed. Gene Ontology annotation, biological process: ubiquitin-dependent protein catabolic process. The transcript is spliced from 4 exons. Gene Ontology annotation, molecular function: cysteine-type deubiquitinase activity. Bases 8 to 691 code for a protein of 227 amino acids.
CUUCCAGAUGGCUAGCGCAACAGGAGGAUGGCAAGCUUUGGAAUCGAACCCAGAGACAAUAAAUCCGUUUCUCUCAAAAAUUGGAGUGAGUGGUGUGGAAUGUGUUGAUGUGUUCUCCUUCGACGACGAGAUGCUCCAAUUUAUUCCGACACCUCAACUUGCUCUCAUUCUCUGUUUUCCAAGUUCCGGAGUUCGCGAGUUUCGUGCAAAGCAGUAUGAAGAGGUGGAGAAGAAUGGAAAAAAGCCCGAUGGAAUUUUCUUUAUGAAUCAGAAAAAAGAAAUCGGACAUGCAUGCGGAACGUUUUCCUUGUUCCACUCAUUGGCAAAUCUUGAGAAUCGUGUGAAUCUAGGAAAUGGAAAAUUCUCAAAAUGGUUCGAAAAGGCCAAGCUAGUCGGUGAAGGCGAACGAUCGGAUUUAUUGCUUGCAGACACUGAUCUUGCCGAAGCUCACAAAGAGACAGCAGAAGAAGGAGAAACCGAGCAUCCAGAACACGUGGCUUAUCAUUUUAUUACAUAUGUCAACAAAAAUGGUCAACUCUUUGAAAUUGAUUCAUGCUCACCAUUUCCGCGUCCCCUCGGAGCAACUACCGAUUCUACGAUGAUCAGAGAUGCAUUUUCUACCUCUAUCAAAGAUCUCAUGGACAAUGUGCAAAAGCUCAGCUUCUCGGCAAUGGCACUCGUUGGGAUUUAGAAAUAAUGAUUUCAUUCGAGUUUUUGUACAUAUUUAAUUUAUUUAUGUUACCGUGUAUUAAAGAUUUUAUUUUCAGAA